Schistosoma turkestanicum is the source of this 951-nucleotide messenger RNA. The record is from the annotation of a GenBank genome assembly. NCBI's taxonomy places the organism in Eukaryota, Metazoa, Platyhelminthes, Trematoda, Strigeidida, Schistosomatidae.
GAAAACUCAAUUUUUUUAUUUUUGUAACUUUUACGUAAAAUAUUUACUGAGAUGUAUAUAAAUUUACAUGUGAGGAAUAUAAGUUGCUUUUGAUAGAUGUAAUAUUAAUUUAACUUGUUGCCAAAGAGUUUCAUAUUGUUUGCAAAUGACUGAACAAGGAGUCUUGCAGGCGUUUUCCUUAAUCGACACUGACAAUGAUGGGAUAAUCACAACUGAAGACCUUGAAAGAUAUUCUUUGAAAAGUACAGUAGCAGAUGAUUUUGUAUCAAAGUGGAAAAAACUGUUCGAUGAAAACAAUACUGGUGAAAUAACAUUUAUUCAUUUUUGUGACGUUCUUGGUAUCAGCAAAAAGAAAAGAGAUGAAAUACUUAAAGAAAGAAAUAUAGUAAUUCCAGAAACAAGAGUGAAACCGAUCGUUUACUCAACCAACCUAGAUCCAGAAAUGCAACAGAAAGUAUUGCGACUGAUAAAAUAUGGAUGGACUAAACAAAAUAAUGAUUCAAAUUUUUAUGAAGUCACUAUACGAUGUGAUCGUGACUUUGGUCCACGUUGGAGAGGACGUGUUAUAAACGAUACACAGCCAACAACACAAGCAGCUAAAGGAAAAUAUCUCGUAUUCAGUUGCGAUAAUGGUGAAACUAAACUUUGUCUCUGGCAAGAGAAUGAAGAUCAGAACAGAACCUCAGGAUGUUGUUGCUGUUAGGUUGUUAUAAUUCUGAAAGUAAUUCAUCCUGAUUAUAAUUAAUUGCUGUAGACUAUUGUUGUAUUGCUACAUAUUUGUUUGCAUGAGGUAAAUAUAAGGCAACCGUUAUAUCACACAGAGAAGGUUUUUCAAAAUAUUGACUUUUAACUCACGUAAGACGACAUUUUAGUGUGUGCAUUUAAAAAAGCCCUGAAAAUCCAAACUGUUUUAACCAUUAUAGUAAUCCGAUGUAAGUAACUUCAUAAUCA